AUGGUGAGGUCACCAUCCACCUUCCUUCUCCUGCUGCUUCUCUGGACUUUGGAUGUUGGAGCAUCGCGGCGUAAGAUUCUCCUUCCCAUCAAGCCGGAGCAGGACCUUGUGCCAUCCAAGUCGCAGAUAGGUUGUCACCUUGGUGGUAAAAUAUACUCGCUGGACGACACUUGGCAUCCAGAUCUGGGAAAACCCUUUGGGGUCGCUUACUGCGUGCUGUGCCGCUGUGAGGCGCAGCGGAGUCGUUGGGGAAAAGAAUCGGGGAAGAUCAGCUGUAGGAGCAUCAAAAGUCAUUGCGUGCCGCUGGCCUGCGCCAAUCCUGUGGAGGUCCCGGGGCAGUGCUGCCGGGUGUGCCCCAAGACUCCGACCCUUCCACCUCUUUCAAAAAAAUCUGAGUUUGCAUUCGAUGAGUUUGAGUAUUUCCAGGAAAAGGACGAUGAACUCUACAACGAUCGUUCGUACCUGAGCUCUGACGAUGUUGGCAUUGAGGACGGGCGCACAGAAUUUGUUUCCUUUUUGACCACGUCAAGCCAUGUGGGGCCUCCGGUGAAGAGCAGCCUCGCCAAAGCUAAAUUUAACCUCCAGCGCUCCAAUUUACUCUUCUCCAUCACCUAUAAGGGGACACACAGCUUUACCCGGGUUCGGUUCACAGACAUUGGCGGCUCGGUGCUGUUUGAGCACCCUGUGCACAGAGUGAGGCUCCGGCACAGUGACACGAUCUGCGGACUAUGGCGCUCCGUUCCUCGCUCCUCCCUCCACCUUCUUCGUCAGGGACACAUUCUUGUUUCUUUGGUAAUGGAGACACUUCUUGAACCUGAAAUCUCUGGCAAGAUUCUCCGUCACAAAGCUUUAUUCUCAGAAUCUUUUAGCGCUCUUCUAACGCCGGAUGAAGAAGGGAGCAGGGAACGUGGUCUAGCCAUGCUGACGCUCAGCACUGGGGAUGACGACCUUCAUUUUAUCCUCAUGCUCAGAGGCAUACAAGAGGAGGAGCAAGAACAGAUUCUGGUCACCGUGCAAAUCUUACAUCACCACCGCGUCAUCCGAGCACUCUGCGCCAACAUCACCGUCCAGGAGACGGACUUUGCCGAGGUUUUUCCCAAUCUCUCCAGCCGGGAGAUGCUGUGGCUCGCCCAGGGGCAGCUGGAGAUCGCAGUGCAAAUGGACGGCGACCGCACACCGCGCAUAUCUGGCUUAAUCGCAGUCAGGAAGUCAUGUGACACUCUCCAGAGUGUGCUCUCUGGCGGUGAUGCUCUGAACCCAACCAAGACCGGAGCGGUGGGCUCAGCAACCAUCACACUGCAUGAGAACGGGACGGUGGAGUACCAGCUCCAGGUCGCUGGUGUCAUGAGUGAGGUGACCGCUGUGACUCUGGAGACAAAACCUCGAAGACCGAAUCGGAGGAAUAUCCUACAUGACCUGACUGAAGACUACCACGGCGGGAAGGCGCACGGAUUGUGGACCGGCGCUGACGCCCGAGAUCUGCACAUGUUACUACACGGCGAGCUAUUCCUUAAUGUGGCCACAAAGGAUUUCCAGGACGGAGAAGUGAGGGGACGGAUCACACCAUUACCUUUCAGUGGGCUGUGGGCCAGGCACGAGGAGUUUCCGAUACCGCUGGCCGGCCGGUUUGUGUCGCCGUCUCUGAUGACGGGCUCGGCGGGUCAUGCCUGGGUGUCGCUGGACGAGCACUGCCAUCUGCAGUAUCAGAUUGUGGUGACGGGACUGGGACGUGCAGAGGACGCAGCGCUGAACGCUCAUCUGCACGGCUUUGCUGAGCUGGGGGAAGUCGGUGACGGCACACAUGAGCAGAAGAAGGUGCUGAAAGGCUUCUACGGGUCUGAGGCUCAGGGAAGUGUGAAGGACCUGGACACGGAACUCUUCCGUCACCUGAACCGCGGCGCGGCCUUCAUCCAAGUCAGCACCAAGCUGAACCCCCGUGGUGAGAUCCGGGGUCAGGUCCAUAUUCCGAACAGUUGUGAAUCGGGAGGAACUUCGCCGUCCCCUGGCAACUCGCGGGAAGCGGCCGACAAGAGCAGCCAGCGUCACCCAGACGAACUUCGUAGAGAUCCCAGAUCUUGUCAUUUUGAAGGAAAACUGAGGGCCCACGGCAGUCGCUGGGCCCCUGACUAUGACCGGAAGUGCUCCGUGUGCAGCUGUCAGAAGCGCACGGUGAUCUGUGACCCUAUCGUGUGCCAACCUCUGAACUGCAGCCGUCCCAUCCAGCCUGAGGAAAGCUGCUGCCCGGUGUGUGACGAGAAUAAAGAGAUCCUGGAAGGGAGGAGCCACCGAAGAUCUAACAGUGAUGGGUGUUACUUCAAUGGGGAAUGGAGGUCGGCUGGCACACGAUGGCAUCCGCGAAUCGAACCUUUUGGUCUAGUUUUAUGUGCAACUUGUUCCUGCAAAGCAUCCUCACAAGACCUGCACUGUGUGCGACAGUCCUGCCCACCUCUUUCCUGCGCCAAUCCGAUCCGCACCAACCCCAUGGACUGCUGCAAGAAAUGCCCAGAGGAGGAGCAGAAACCCGCCGAGGGGGCAGACGCAAUGCAGUCCGAUGAGCCGCGCCAGUGCAAAGUGAUGGGUCACCUGUAUUCAAACAACGAGCGCUGGCACCCGACGGUCCCCAGACAUGGCGCGGUGCCGUGCGUGACCUGCGUCUGUCAGGAUGGUGUCCCCCAGUGUAAGAAACAGAAAUGGAAAUGCAGCGACCCCGAAUGCGGUGCCAGCAGAAAGCCGGACAGAAUCUGCUGCAGUGAGUGCCACGGUGAGUGUCACGUGUGUGAUAUAUGA
Nanorana parkeri is the source of this 2787-nucleotide messenger RNA. RefSeq names its product chordin-like. Gene Ontology annotation, biological process: multicellular organism development. The coding region runs from base 1 to 2787 and encodes 928 amino acids. The transcript is spliced from 22 exons. Gene Ontology annotation, molecular function: protein binding. NCBI's taxonomy places the organism in Eukaryota, Metazoa, Chordata, Amphibia, Anura, Dicroglossidae. The record is from RefSeq and is a predicted model, not a curated record.